AUGUGGAUUGCCAACUGCAUGGAUACAGUGGGAGAUGCCAACAUCAGUUCUGGGAGGUCCUUUGUGUUGGGCUGGCCCACGGUAAACUUUGUGGCCACCUUCAGAUUCAGGCCAGAAGACCAUGAAAAGCACUGUUUUCAGAGACUGGGCCUUUUGGUGGCGCGCUGGCACUUGCCAGAAAAACCACUGCAGAGUUGCACCAUCUGCAAAACCACGACAACCAUUGGGGUUUCCCUCACAGGUAUCUGUGAUAAGGACAACUUGCCCUUCCCAAUACUGGAUAUGCUUUCCGUGAUCAAUCGGAAAGGACCACUCCUGGAAGGCAUCUUCAGAAAACCAGCCUGUAUAAAUUCAUGCAGAAACCUAAAAGAGAAACUAAAUUCUGGGGACAGAGUUAACUGUUACAGCAAAUCUGUUCAUGUGGUAGCAUGUGUUUUAAAGGAUUUUCUUGAAAAUAUCGAAGGAAGUUUACUUUCAUCCAAACUCUAUGAAAAAUGGCUUGGUGUUCUUAACGAAGUGACUGAGAAGGAAAAAAUAAAUGCAGCCCAGAGGCUUCUAACACAGCUGCCUAAAGCGAAUGUUGUUCUCUUGCGAUACCUUUUCGGUGUGUUAUACAACAUUGAGCAACAAUCCUCAUCCAAUCAGAUGACAGCUUAUGAUUUAUCAGUGUGUAUAGCCCCAAGCAUUCUUUGUCCACUUAAUUCCUGCAGCUUGGAAUUGGAAGACAACUUCAUUAAAAAGGCUUCUCUUGUACAGUUUUUGAUCGAAAAUUGCCUCAAGAUAUUUGGAGAAGACAUCACUUCUCUCUUGGGAGAGAAUUCAAAGAGUUGUCAUAACAAUGAGAAGGCUGCAGAUUCAGUCCAGAACAAGUUGAAAAGCACUUCUUUUAGAGACUCGGCCUUUUGCCAGCGCAUUGGCACUUCCCAGUACAACCAGUGCACAGCUCUACUGUCUGCAAAACCAGGACAGCUCUUUGGAGUUUCCCUUACGGAUAUCUUUGAUAAGGACAUCAUGCCCUUACCAAUACUGGAUAUGCUUUCCUUUAUCAAUGAGAAAGGACCACUCACAGAAGGCAUAUUCAGAAAACCAGGUAGUAUAAAGUCAUGCAGAAUCCUAAAGAAGAAACUGAAUUCUGGAGACAGAGUGAGGCAUUACAGCAAAUCUGUUCUUGUGGUAGCAUUUGUUUUAAAGGAUUUUCUUGAAAAUAUCGAAGGAAGUUUACUUUCAUCGGACCUCUAUGAAAAAUGGCUUGGUGUUCUUGACGAAGUGACUCAGAAGGAAAAAAUAAAUGCUGCCCAGAGGCUUCUAACACAGCUGCCAAAAGUGAAUGUUGUUCUCUUGCGAUACCUUUUCGGUGUGUUAUACAACAUUGAGCAACAAUCCUCAUCCAAUCAGAUGACAGCUUAUGAUUUAUCAGUGUGUAUAGCCCCAAGUAUUCUUUGUCCACCUAAUUCCUGCAACUUGGAAUUGGAAGACAACUUCAUUAAAAAGGCUUCUCUUAUACAGUUUUUGAUUGAAAAUUGCCUCAAGAUAUUUGGAGAAGACAUCACUUCUCUCUUGGGAGAGAAUUCAAAGAGUUGUCAUAACAAUGAGAAGGCUGCAGAUUCUGACCAGAACACCAAGGAAAGCAGUGCUUUCACAAACUCGUCCUUUGGCCACUGUGCUGGCACUUGGCAGAACAACCAGUGCACAGCUGCACCGUCUGAAAAAUCAGGACAGCUCUUUGGAGUUUCCCUCACGGAUAUCUUUCAUAAGGACAACUUCCCCUUCCCAAUACUGGAUUUUCUUGAAAAUAUCGAAGGAAGUUUACUUUCAUCGGAACUCUAUGAAAAAUGGCUUGGUGUUCUUGACGAAGUGACUGAGGAGGAGAAAAUAAAUGCAGCCCAGAGGCUUCUAGCUCAGCUGCCAAAUGUGAAUGUUGUUGUCUUGCGGUACCUUUUUGGAGUGUUAUACAGCAUUGAGCAAGAAUCCUCACCCAACCAGAUAACACCUUAUGAUUUAUCAGUGUGUAUAGCCCCAAGCAUUCUUUGUCCACCUAAUUCUGGCAGCUUGGAAUUGGAAGAGAACUUCGUAAAAAAGGCUUCUCUUAUACAAUUUUUGUAUGAAAAUUGCCUCGGGAUAUUUGGAGAAGACAUCACUUCUCUCUUGGGAGAGAAUUCAAAGAGUUGUCAUAACAAUGAGAAGGCUGCAGAUUCUGUACAGAACACCAAGGAAAGCAGUGCUUUCACAAACUCGUCCUUUGGCCACUGUGCUGGCACUUGGCAGAACAACCAGUGCACAGCUGCACCGUCUGAAAAAUCAGGACAGCUCUUUGGAGUUUCCCUCACGGAUAUAUUUCAUAAGGACAACUUCCCGUUCCCAAUACUGGAUUUUCUUGAAAAUAUCGAAGGAAGUUUACUUUCAUCGGAACUCUAUGAAAAAUGGCUUGAUGUUAUUGACGAAGUUACUGAGGAGGAGAAAAUAAAUGCAGCCCAGAGGCUUCUAGCUCAGCUGCCAAAUGUGAAUGUUGUUGUCUUGCGGUACCUUUUUGGAGUGUUAUACAGCAUUGAGCAAGAAUCCUCACCCAACCAGAUAACACCUUAUGAUUUAUCAGUGUGUAUAGCCCCAAGCAUUCUUUGUCCACCUAAUUCUGGCAGCUUGGAAUUGGAAGAGAACUUCGUAAAAAAGGCUUCUCUUAUACAGUUUUUGUAUGAAAAUUGCCUCGGGAUAUUUGGAGAAGACAUCACUUCUCUCUUGGGAGAGAAUUCAAAGAGUUGUCAUAACAAUGAGAAGGCUGCAGAUUCAGGCCAGAAGACCACUAAAAGAAGUCUUUUCAGAAGGUUAGCCUUUUGGUGCUGCGGUGGUAUUUGCUGGAACAAGUGCACAGCUGAGCCUUCUGCAGAACCCAGAGAGCGCUUUGGAGUUCCCUCUCGCGGAUAUCUGUAGUAAUGACAACUUGCCCUUCCCAAUUCUGUGACAGAAAAACCACCUGUUGAAUCCAAGCCAGUGAGAGAGAGAGAGUGAUUUCCAAAAAGGCACAACUGCAGAAUGCUACCAAGUCCCCAUCUGGCAUGGGUCCAUCCACCUACAUGUCUAUAGUUUACUAAGUCAUUGAAGACUGGAAUCUCCAUAAUGAUACUUGACACUUCCUUUUUCUUUAUUCUUCCCAUGAGUGAAAAAUGAACCCCUUCCACGAUCCAGCUAUUUCCAUUUAAAGGUUUUUCAUUGGUCCCAUAUAUUCAUAUUGAGGAAAUCUUCCCACAAAUUAUUUCCUCUAUCUUCAAUGCCUACCAUAUCUAUCAUAUUACAUAGUUUUGUAUUGUGUUGUGUUGUAUGUAUUUAUAUGAAUAAUAAUCAUUCCAUAACUCAGUAAGCUUGACAACCAUUUCCUUUGGCUAUGAUUCACAUAACACUUCAGUGGAGGCUCAUCUGAGCAGUUCUGGUCUCAGCUGAGGUCACCAGUGCACUUGCAGUUAGCCUCAAGCUCCUCUGGAGCUUACCUAGGUGUCUGUCUAUUGGCGCUGUCUCUCAAUUGGUCCCCAUGUCUUCAAUAAGGUAGCUUCUCCUCCUUUCAUAUGGUGGAGGAAGAGUUCCCAGAAGCAAGAGGGACUUUUCAAGAGUUAAUGUGGGAGAGGACUGUGCAAAGGACCACGCCAAAGGUGGUGGUUUACAAGACGAGGAGGCAAUAUUUCUUGAGACAACACAUCAUAAAACUCACUGCAGCACCAGUACCACACAUAUCCUUUCCUUCACUGGCUUUUCAUCCUCAGUUCUCCACACCAGCAUUUCCUAAGUAGUAUUCCAAGCAUGAAAGAAAGUUACUCACAGGCUACCAGUAUAAGAAAACUAUUUCUCAAAAUUGGUGGAUCAAUUACCAUGAUGAAUCUCUCUCUCUCUCUCUCUCUCUCCCUCUCUCUCUCUAAUAACACUCAGUUUUUAUUCAUACGAGGAACAUGUAAGAAUUUGGUGAAUGGAAUAUAUACCAGUACAAGAAACCAGCUUUUUUUCAGAGAGCACUGAACAAUGCCUUUUAUAUUUUUCUGUAAUUCUUUCUAUGCUAGUCGAAUGGGCCAAUAAAUACUCUGAAGAUUUAUAGUGGA
Molecule: messenger RNA, 4079 nt
Organism: Canis lupus familiaris (dog)
Lineage: Eukaryota; Metazoa; Chordata; Mammalia; Carnivora; Canidae
Product: rho GTPase-activating protein 20-like
Exons: 22
Coding region: 1-2925 (974 amino acids)
Biological process (GO): signal transduction; regulation of Rho protein signal transduction
Molecular function (GO): GTPase activator activity
Source: RefSeq, a predicted model, not a curated record